Messenger RNA from Prosopis cineraria, 1145 nucleotides. RefSeq lists its product as uncharacterized. The coding region runs from base 108 to 737 and encodes 209 amino acids. Gene Ontology annotation, cellular component: precatalytic spliceosome. Gene Ontology annotation, biological process: RNA splicing. Lineage: Eukaryota; Viridiplantae; Streptophyta; Magnoliopsida; Fabales; Fabaceae. The transcript is spliced from 2 exons. The record is from RefSeq and is a predicted model, not a curated record.
GGAGAGGAUAAUCCGGGGCUUUGACACUCUACUCCUGUGUCCUGGAAUUGGGUAUUGGCCAUAUAGGGCCGAAAUGCUAUCCAUGAAAUCAAGUUCUGCUUUGCACCAUGGCCGACCGCGACAGAGCUCGCGAUCGAGACCGAGAAAGGAGACGAGACAAGGAAGACCGUGACCGUGAACGCGAUCGAGAUCGAGAACGAGAACGAGAUCGAGAUCGAACACGCAGUAAGAGAUCCCGUUCUCGCACACCUGACAAGGGCAGGUCCCGCCACACGCGCUCCCGCACGUGUUCUCCUGACCCUUACCGUUCUCACUCGCGUUCACGUUCUCCAGGCGAACGCUCCCACCGCCGGCGGCAUCAUCACCACCGGACACCGUCGCCUGAACCUCUCAGGAAGCGUCAUCGUAGAGAAUCUACUGCGGAAGAUAAUAGGGAUACUCAGAAGGUGGUCUCAGAUUUUGUGGAUGGGAUUGCAAAGGAGCAGCAGCAGAAGCAUAAGGAUAAUGACGGUGGCGGUGGUAAUGUCGGAGCGGAGGGAGAAAAUGGGAUGGACGAGGAUGAGAUGGAGAUGAUGAAGAAAUUAGGGAUUCCGAUUGGGUUUGACUCGACCAAAGGAAAGCCGGUGCCUGGUGCGGAUGUGAGUGGUGUUAGAGCAGUGACCAAGCGGCAGCCCAGGCAGUACAUGAACAGGCGAGGAGGUUUUAAUCGCCCAUUGCCUGCGGAGAGGAAUCGGUAGAUUAACUCUGUUUUUGAGAUGGGAGAUGUCCUUUGGGAAUGGUUCAAGCAUGGAGAACCUUGGAUGCUACUUGGUAGGAAGCAAAAAAGCGUGUAAGAAUUGAGUCAUUCCUGUUGUGCAUCUAACAUAAUGUGCUACCUUUAGCUCAAUGUCCCGUGUAAUUGUUGUAUGGCACCAGAUUUUUUCCCCCAUGUAUUUCUAUGCUUGCAAGUAGCACUCAAAAUUAUUGAAUUUUUCAGCGUCUGGGAUCAAUUGCCUUGUAUCGUGAUUAUGCAGAGAGAAUUCUAGACUUUACCACCAUGAUCAAUAGGUUCUGAAAAUUCAUUAGUGCUAUUUACAUAUAUAAACCGUUUCCUUAGAUUUGUGGGUACAUUCCUUAUGAAUCAAGGGAUUAAGAUUUUAAAUGAA